CUUCUUCCUCACAUCCUUGGUUUUGUUGACGUUGCACAUCACUUGCUCCCCAUAUCUUGUGCUGACUAUUGCUCUGCGAAUUAUAUCUUAGCUUUUUUGUACCACGCACACCACGUACAAGCUUUCAGAUUGCCGAGUCUGUGCUCCACAUGAUAACCUCCGAAGUUGACCCCAACGAAUGCCCUCACCGCCGUUGAACAUUCCUGACGACCGAGCCAGGCAGAAUGUAGAGGGCGGCAAUACCCGCUUUUCAGAUGUGUCGCUGACACACGAUGGAGCCGCUUCAAGCACGGAGUAUUUUGACAAACUGGAUGGAAAGAAUGAUCAUCUGGAGAAUGCGACUGCCAGCCCAUCCGCCAAACACCCAGCCAGACCGAGCCUGGCCCCUGGGAUCUCCUCAACAGCACGUCGGCCUUCGUUCAUAGACGAAGAGGAAGACCCCAUAGCGACGGCGACCGCUGCCACUAGACAGCCUGAAAAGUCCGACAAAGAAGCACCGGUGACAUGGAUGUCCUUGCCUAAGAAGGGACAAUUGGCCGUUCUGACCUUCGCUCGACUCUCCGAGCCACUGACGGAACGGUCUCUUGCGGCAUACUUGUUCUAUCAACUUCGGUCUUUUGAUCCAGACCUUCCGGACAGCACGAUUGCAAGUCAAGGCGGGAUGCUCACCGCCUCGUUCGCUGCAGCGCAGUUCGUUACGGCAGUCUGGUGGGGUCGGGCGGCUGAUACGCCCUGGAUCGGUCGCAAAAGAGUCUUGCUGGUGGGGUUGUUUGGUACCUGUAUCAGUUGCAUCGGAGUCGGCUUCUCAAAGUCAUUUGCUCAAGCAUUAUUCUUCCGAGCAUGUGCUGGCUGUCUCAAUGGAAAUGUGGGCGUCAUGAGAACCAUGAUCAGCGAAAUCAUCAAGGAGAAAAAAUACCAGUCGAGGGCAUUCCUUCUUCUGCCCAUGUGUUUCAAUAUCGGUGUGGUCAUUGGCCCUAUCCUCGGCGGUUUCCUCGCGGACCCGAUAUCCUCGUUUCCUGCCGUCUUUGGCCCGGGGUCUUUGAUAGGUGGCAAGGAUGGAGUUGGCUGGAUGACCGCCUUUCCCUACGCUCUCCCAAACGUGGUGAGCUCCAUGUUCAUCCUGGCCUCUGCCAUGCUCCUCGUGUUGGGUUUGGACGAGACCCAUGUCGCCUUGAAGGACCGACCGGAUUAUGGCCGAAGGCUGGGUAAGUAUCUAGUCAGGGUUCUCUUCCGUCGGGGUAAGCAAGAAUACGAAUACUCUGAACUGGGCAACCAGGUCGAGUUGCAGGAUAUCGACGAAGACGAUCAUUCACUGCAAGACAGAGAUCCUGAGUCGUCGACGCCCACGGCCACCAAACCCGCUUCUUGGAAACCAAAUCUAUCAUUCCGGCAAAUUUUCACCAGGAAUGUCAUUCUUACGCUCAUUAAUCACCACCUCCUCGCUAUGCAUAUAUCGGCAUUCAACGCGCUGGUGUUCUUGUUCCUACCCGCGCCCCGGUCGAACAACGCCCAUGCAAGAUUACCAUUUCUCUUCACCGGUGGCCUCGGGCUCAGUUCCGACCGCGUCGGCCUCGCCACCGCCAUCAUCGGCAUCAUCGGUUUCCCUCUCCAGAUUCUCCUCUACCCGUCCCUCAACUCGAAACUCGGCACCUUACCGAGUUACCGAUGGUUCCUCCCCUUUUCUGUCCUCGCAUACGCCAUCAUGCCAUAUCUGGCCCUCCUCCCGAACAAAGCAUACUUGGUCUGGCCCAGUCUCACCGUUGUCUUGGCUUUCCAAGUCAUAGCCCGGACAUUCGCUCUGCCGGGCUCGACGAUUCUUAUCAACAAUUGUACCCCGCAUCCGAGCGUGUUGGGCACAAUCCAUGGCUUUGCGCAGAGUGUCUCUUCUGGGGCAAGAACUCUGGGGCCUACCCUUGGAGGAUGGGGAUUGGGCCUGGGAUUAGGGGGAAAUUGUGUAGGGGCCGUUUGGUGGGUUAUGGCGAGCAUUGCCGUCUUGAACUGGUCGUUGCUUUGGGUUAUAUCGGAGGGAGAUGCUGGUGCGGCGGCGGCGGCUGCUAUGGGCGGCUGAAGUUGAAUUCAACAUCUUUGGUAUCGUUUUUGGUUUGGACAAGAGAUGUACAUGGAGAGCCGCUGGCCCCGAUGUACAUACAUUGUGGAUGGAAGCGAUGAGACCGGGGGCGUUUUGUUAUUGGCUCGAUGCUCCUGGGUAUUGCGAAAGUAUCCUCGACGGGGACAUGAUUGAUUGGGUAUAUAGACACGUCGAGCAGACUUAUACAUUCACAGGACGAGUGGAGAAGUUAGGGGAUGGAUGGAUGAAAUGGAAUGAGAUGACGACAGAGUGUCUUUAUGCAAUUCCGCCUGCUGCGGCAUGUCGUUCUCAUCCAGCUCGUCUGUGAAUUCCAAGCCUCGACUUCCAGUAGUGGCAGGCUGAGGGGACACGAAUGAAUGGCCCGGAAGCCAGCGGAGUAUAGGUAACGAUGAGGUAUUAGGGGACCGACCGAAUAAUAACCUCUCCC
This is a messenger RNA of Cladophialophora immunda, 2516 nucleotides long. RefSeq lists its product as uncharacterized. Gene Ontology annotation, biological process: transmembrane transport. The record is from RefSeq and is a predicted model, not a curated record. The transcript has 3 exons. NCBI's taxonomy places the organism in Eukaryota, Fungi, Ascomycota, Eurotiomycetes, Chaetothyriales, Herpotrichiellaceae. The coding region runs from base 179 to 2068 and encodes 629 amino acids. Gene Ontology annotation, molecular function: transmembrane transporter activity.